Peniophora sp. CBMAI 1063 is the source of this 1137-nucleotide messenger RNA. Lineage: Eukaryota; Fungi; Basidiomycota; Agaricomycetes; Russulales; Peniophoraceae. The record is from the annotation of a GenBank genome assembly.
AUGGCUAUUCCUGCUCCUAUCACUCUCGACGACCUCUCAAAAUGCUCCUUCGAUGGCCAUUAUACUCUACUGGACCCUGUCGGACAAGGAGGCUACGGCACUGUCUACCGCGCCAUCGAAAACCCUUCACAGAAUACAGUAGCGAUCAAGGUCGUCCGCACACCAGAGCCCGGAUCCUUCCGAGCUGAGUUGCUGGACCUGGAACUGGAAGCUAUAGAGAAGAUGCACGUAUUACCCAGUCUCGUCCCACUACGACAUGUCUUCGAGGAGGACGACUUCACGUUCAUCGUCCUCGAUUACAUUGACGGCGGCGACCUCGAAGAUCCUAUCAUGCAGGAUCGCAUCUUCGUUGGGAACAACGAACGCGUCAGAUAUGUCUUCAAUAGAAUGCUUAUUGCUGUCGAGGACGUCCACGCGUACGGGUACAAUCACCGCGACAUCAAGCCGGCCAACUUUCUCGCUACGAAGGGUUUAGAACGCGUCUUCAUCUCCGACUUCGGCCUAUGCUCCAAGAGUUCUGGAUCUGUAGAAGACUCGUUUGGCAACUAUGGUCGCGGUACAUACACGCAUCUCGCUCCCGAAGGGUUCGCUUCUGAUCCCGUUAAGGUCGACGGAGCCAAGUCGGACGUCUACGCGUUGGCCAUCACCCUCUUCCAGAUGCUUUACGGCGAAUAUCCAUGGCUCCAGUCAACCUCAGAGGAUCGCUGCUACAAGUUCUUCCUCGGCGAUCGCUCAGAGUUCUUUGACUGGCGCGACGCAUAUGCGGCAGAUCUGGGCGAGCCGGGCCUCUCUCUAGAAGCUCGAAGCCUCCUCAUCGAUGCACUCAACCCUGACAUGGACAAACGUCUCGACUUGUAUGAGUUUGACCGUCGCUUCUCGCUCAUUGAGGAGUUCUUUGGUUCACGAGAACCUGCGCGUCGGUCACUGGAGCCGCCGAAUCUCGAGUCGGUGUCUAUGUUUGUCGUCUCAUCUGAGAGUGACGAAACGGAGGGUUCUGUUCCUGCAACUCCUCAGCAGGGACUUUCGCUGUUCAUGGGAGCACUAGACGAGAAAUUUGGAGAAUUGGAGGAAGGAGGUCUCCGUAGGCGGCGGCCAAAGGUCCACAGCGUUGAUGAUGAUGAUGACUAUGUAGUAUGA